AUGGCCACCAACGCUCCCUCACUCGAAUCGAUCCUCCACACCCUUCAGCAGUAUCUCAGUCAUGGCGACUCGUCCCAAAGUCAGCCGCAGUUGCAAAAGGCAAAGUUGGCUCUUCUGCACCACAAUGCCUUGAUCCCCUCUCCGCAAACUCCCGUCUCUACACUCGCGACGGCCCGAUCGAUCCUGGAAGCCGGCGCCCUCCUCUCCAUCCGGUCCCGAGACCCCGAAGCCUUUGUCCGCUACCACUCCCAGCUCCAACCGUUCUACGACUUCCCUGGCCUACAACAGACCCCGUCUCCGACUCGAUCCAAGAUCACCGGACUUUACCUGCUCCUGCUACUGAGUCAGGGAGACUAUGCCGGGUUCCACACGCUGCUCGAAUCCCUCGUCGUGGCGGAAGGGGCCGACGGCGCGUCGAGCAUAGAGGAAGACCAAUACAUCAAAUACCCGAUCGAGCUGGAGAGGAAUCUGAUGGAAGGGAGCUACGAUCAGGUCUGGCGCAAGACAAACGGUCGAGAUGUGCCCGGGGAAGAAUUUGCUCUGUUUUCCGACAUUCUGAUAAACACCAUCCGCCUGGAGAUCGCAUCUUGUGCCACCCGCUCAUAUCCCUCGCUGCCUAUUGCUUCGGCCAAGAACCUGCUCUUCCUCGAUUCAGAAGGUGCGGUGACCAACUUUGCCAGAGAGCAGGGUUGGAGUUUAGAAGAGGGCAGGAUAUACUUUCCCGGCCUCGGGGACGCGAAGAAGGCGGAAGAAGGCGAUCAGAAAGAAGUGGUCAGCCACGUGAUUGAAUAUGCCAGGGAGUUGGAAAUGAUUGUGUGA
Capronia epimyces CBS 606.96 is the source of this 819-nucleotide messenger RNA. RefSeq names its product 26S proteasome regulatory subunit N12. Bases 1 to 819 code for a protein of 272 amino acids. The transcript has 2 exons. Gene Ontology annotation, biological process: proteasome-mediated ubiquitin-dependent protein catabolic process. NCBI's taxonomy places the organism in Eukaryota, Fungi, Ascomycota, Eurotiomycetes, Chaetothyriales, Herpotrichiellaceae. The record is from RefSeq and is a predicted model, not a curated record. Gene Ontology annotation, cellular component: cytosol; proteasome regulatory particle, lid subcomplex; proteasome regulatory particle.